Molecule: messenger RNA, 1494 nt
Organism: Oncorhynchus gorbuscha (pink salmon)
Lineage: Eukaryota; Metazoa; Chordata; Actinopteri; Salmoniformes; Salmonidae
Gene: pnp6
Product: purine nucleoside phosphorylase 6
Exons: 6
Coding region: 203-1069 (288 amino acids)
Biological process (GO): nucleoside metabolic process
Cellular component (GO): cytoplasm
Molecular function (GO): purine-nucleoside phosphorylase activity
Source: RefSeq, a predicted model, not a curated record
UGCGCGGGUCAGUGAGCGCCCCAGUCUGUUAGACAAUUGGAUUAGAACAACGAGACCUUUCAAAGGAACCGCAAGUCCAACGACUCCUCCUCCGUCACGCCACCCUCCCAUCACUGACCUUGUCCUACGAGUACCAUUUGUAGCUAAACGCUGUGGCUGACGAACAACCCAUUUCUACUGUAGCUUUACCUCAUCAUCAGCAAUGAACAAGUCAUCCUCAAACAAAUGCAGUUACAAAUAUGAGGAUUAUAGAGAAACAGCUGAUUGGUUGCUGUCCCACACUGAGCAGAGGCCUAAAGUAGCCAUCAUCUGUGGCUCUGGCAUGGGCGGCCUGGCUGACCUGCUGGACAACAAGACUGUGUUUCCCUACAAGGACAUCCCAUGCUUCCCCAACAGCACAGUACAAGGACAUGCCAGUCAGCUGGUCUUUGGGGAGCUGCAGGGGAAGCAGUGUGUCUGCAUGCAGGGCCGCUUCCACUUCUACGAAGGCUACAACAUUGCCACAGUGACAUACCCAGUGCGAGUGUUCUUCCUGCUCGGGGUGGAGACCCUGAUUGUCACUAAUGCUGCUGGGGGGCUGAACCCCAACUUUAAAGUCGGUGACAUCAUGCUGAUCAAGGAUCACAUCAACAUGCCAGGCUUUGCAGGCCAGAACCCACUGUGUGGUCACAACGAUGAAAGGUUUGGAGUCCGUUUUCCCUGCAUGUCGGACGCCUAUGACAAAGACAUUUCUAGACUGGCCAAAGAGACUGCUGAGGAGCAGGGCUGUUCCUCCUUCAUCCAGCAAGGCGUGUACUGCAUGGUGGCAGGUCCCAACUUUGAGACCAUCGCAGAGUGCAGAGUUCUCCAGAAACUAGGCGCAGAUGCUGUGGGUAUGAGUACAGUCCCUGAGGUGGUGGUGGCUCGUCACUGUGGUCUUCGUGUCUUUGGCCUGUCUCUCAUCACCAACAAGGUGGUCACAGACUACAACAGCCAGGAGAAGUCCAACCAUGAGGAGGUACUGGAUACCACAAGAAUGCGCACUCAGGACCUACAGAGGCUGAUCAGUAACCUGCUGGCUAAGAUGUAGAUCAGCCCCAGUCUGUCUGUGUUAACUGCCCAGGAACAUAGCUACUGUAAGGUGAUGUUAUACAGAAAGCACAGAUGCAUAUAUUCUAGAGAAAUAGCUAGCAGACAGAUCAUUGCAAUCACAUGAUAUACAUAAUUUGAAGGAGAGGCUAGAUAGCUUUAAAUGAUGUGUUAUUUGUUUACAUUUCUCAGCACAGAGGCUAAUGCUAGUAUUGCUACUUAUAAUAAUAAUAAUAAUAAUAAGUUUGAUUUGACAUUUUAUAGGCUAGGAUUUGUCUUCAUUGUGUAAUCUCUAAACUGAAGCACUGUAAAGAGGCAUACUAACCAAACUCACCUCUUCAAAAAGGGGUUGUCCAUAUGGCUAUAAAGUAAUGUAAUACUUGAAAAUAAUAUAUGCCUUUGAAUUAAAACAAAACUGAAAAUGCA